Messenger RNA from Belonocnema kinseyi, 2958 nucleotides. RefSeq lists its product as uncharacterized. The record is from RefSeq and is a predicted model, not a curated record. The transcript is spliced from 5 exons. Bases 221 to 1285 code for a protein of 354 amino acids. NCBI's taxonomy places the organism in Eukaryota, Metazoa, Arthropoda, Insecta, Hymenoptera, Cynipidae.
CCACACCAUGAUCUAACUAACACACUCUCCCACGUCAAUUUAUUUUCCCAAGCAGACGCGAAGAGAAUGCAAUGUGACUCUAUUAAUUGAGAAGUAGUUUUUAUUUUUUUUUCGUUCAUUAUGAUGUUUAUUUCCUUUUAUUAUUAGUUACAUAUUUUCAUUAUCCACGGUUAAGUUUAUACAUAUCUUAUAUAAAAUUACAAGUGAACGCUGUCCCAAUAUGCCGAAUCAAGUAAAAAGCCGUGAUAAGAAUUGUACAAUAGACCGAUUCGGGGAUCAUGGUGGCUUUUUCGACAAAGUUGUUAGACCAAUGUUGCAACAAGGCCACGAGGGUGAACUGUGCCUUUGGCUCAGAGAAAUGAGUCUACUCCGAACAUUUACUAAUUGCCCCCAGGAAGAUUGCAAUGGAAGGAAUUUGACUUGGCGUCCAGCAAGAAUUAUCGACAAGUACAAGUGGACGUGUACCUGUUGCAAAAAAGUCCAACCCAUAAGAGAUCACUCAUUCUUCAUGUCAAUUAAAUGUGAUUUAAAGAUGUGCCUUCAGAUUAUUUUAGCCUGGUGUCAAGCUAUUCCCAGCGAUAUCACGGCGAACGAUUUAGGAAUAAAAGAACAUGUAGUUAAAAAAGUUUACGAAAGAUGUGGAAAAGUUGUGGAAGCCUACGUUACAAGACAUUCAGAGGAGUGGAUUUUGGGAGGACCGGGCUCAAUAAUUAUUGUGGAUGAAUUUCCCGGUGGUUACAUGUCGGAAAAUUCGCUAGACAAUACGAAUUGCAGGAAACGAAACAACAACUCACACACGAUAUUGUGUAUCGCUGAAGCAAAUCUUACGACGAUUCAUCCUGCGGUUCCUCCUCGGAUGUGGUUGCACAUGAUAGACGCUAAUCCUGUGCCUACAAAAAUAGAUAGAAAUGACACAACCAAAAGCAAAUGCGGUAUGGUAGAAGAAGCUUUGAGUGAAAUUAAUCAGCACGUCUUGCCUGGUAGUUAUGUUGUCGCAAAUGGCCGCGCACGUUGUUGCAAUUACGAGUCUGUUAAAGAGUUGAAGCAAUAUGCAGCUCUGAGUGUCGAGUAUCUUCAAAAAUUUGAUUCUUCCAACAGAAACAAAUUCGCCAAUACCCUAGAAACUAUAUGGCAGACUGGAAUUGACGUCUGCGAAGAAGUUCAAGAUGCUACUCGUUCCUUUGGUCAAAAUAUUCUGGCGACAUAUUUGUGGAGACAGAGGUUUGCCAUUUCACCAUUUCAGUCGAUUUUGACUCACAUUGUAGAAUACUAUAGAUUUACCUAAUCAAGUGAUUAACACUAUUAAGGGUGGACUAGAAUCCGAAAGUUUCUAAAAAGUCAGACCAAACAUCUGAAUGUUGCCCUAGAAGCUUCUGAUUGGUUAAUACAGUGACCUUUUGCCUAUUUCAAGGCGCAUCUAUUUCAAGUCCCCCAUGCUGGGCUAUUUCAAAUUAUGCAGUUCCAUUACUUCCCAAGACGGUUCCUGUACGAUCUCGUCCGCGUCAGUGGCUUACCAAUUAAAAAGAGGCCUGACGAGCGGGAACCCCACAUUGGUUUGAAUUAAGUAUUUAAGGUAGUCCGGCUUUUGGAUCGAUCAGAUGAAAAAUCAUUAAAAUUAGAUUUUUUUGCGGAGAAAUGUGUCCUCUUUCACGUAAUGCCUUUUUAGGGGCCCUUUCCAGAUUAAAAUUUGAAUUAUCACUGUUUAAAGUCGUAUGAAAAAACAUGGGAUCUUAUGGAGAGGCCUUUCGCGGGCUCCUAAAAUGGUUAAUUUUGGCUUUAAAACACGUUGAAUAUUUUUAGGAAAACUUUUUUCCAGACAGAAAAUAUAAUGCAAAAUUUGAAUUACUGCCCAUUUAUACUUGCUUCCAAGAUAUUUGAGCUUGAUUUGAGCAAAAUGUAGCUACAAUCAAGUCAAAUCAUCAUUUAAAUUUAAAUUUUAUUAUUAUUUAAAAAACAUUUGAUUUAUAUUGAUCAGCAUAACAUUUUUUUACCUAAUUUAGUAGAUGAUAUCCUGGCCAAAUUUUGUAUUUAAUUAAAAAUUUCAGAAAAAAAAUUCAUAUAGCUUUGACUAGCUUUCCCAUUAGCCGGCCUACUUUAAGCAUGACAUCAUGGGAAUGCAUACUAGUUUUUUGGAGAAAUAUUCUAAACAUAAAAGUAAGCCAUAAAUGUGCGAAUAGUAAUUGAGGAUAGUUGAUAGUAUUCCGUAAUACUGAAAGGUCUUCAACUGAUAAAAAGAUGGAACAGAAUUGCGCAAAUGCAUUACACACUUGUACAAUAUCACUAUUCAGACCUUUAUAACAUACUUUUUAUGUUUAAAAAUAUUUUCUGCAAAAAGGUGUAUGCAGUCCCAUGUCAAGAUGUUCCAACUAUGCUACCUUCCUGACAUUUCCACAUAUCCUAGCAUGACCGGGAUGUCAUUCUCCAUUAUUCAAUAGUCCGCGAAAUAUAUGAGUCAUUUUUUGACUCUAUUAUAUUGAUUUUUAGUUGGCAAAUUGUAUUUAUUCAAGGGAAUGUUAUAUUUCUCACGUUGUACGUCAACAAAAACACUAACAUGCAUGAUGCGCAACAUGCUUACAGCUUACGCAUCGAUACAAGGCCUGGUCCACCAUAGGGACCCUGUAGUGAGGGAUGCGCCAAACAGGCACAGCUGAGUGCGGAUUGGUCGAGCGAGAAGAGAGCGAUACUUUCGUUCCAAGAGUAGAUACUGUACAGUUAUUGAAAUUUGCUAUAGCUACACGCUUCGGUACCUUCGAUGUGCUUAGUGUUUGUCGUGUUCGUUGCCGUUUAAAUACAUCGCGCCUUCUACCGCUGACUCCAACUUGCGUUCCAACUCCCCCCUCCACAUAGCCUUUAGCGCGUCCCUCACUACAGGGUCCCUAGGCCGUCAAUGAAGGUCGCCUGAAAAAAAUUACCGGACUUGCGAUAGAGCAGUGGUCGGCAAACUUUUUGCUUAAUUUU